This is a messenger RNA of Symbiodinium necroappetens, 2706 nucleotides long. NCBI's taxonomy places the organism in Eukaryota, Dinophyceae, Suessiales, Symbiodiniaceae. The record is from the annotation of a GenBank genome assembly.
AUGGAUUCUGGCGAUGUAGCACAGGCUUCGGCUGCUGGUGGCGGAUGCGACAAUGGGAUGAAGAUGCAACAAUGCCACCGCACUCAGUUCAACAGGUUGGAAAGGCGCCAAGGGCCUAGCUUGGCCCUGCUGACUUCGAGUUUGGAGCCGAGGCUGGGCCUAGCAUCUCGAAGCUUCAUCUUCAGCCUAUGUUUGCCAAAUGUUGAAUCCAUGAGGUCGGUGGUGGUCUUCCAUGUCAUAUGGGGCCUCGCUGUAUCUAUCAGGGACUCCGACAUGCGGUUGGAUACGGAAAGUCUAGUGCACAGUGACGCGAAGGACGAGUGUGAGGAGAAGCUUCGAAAGGCGAUAGAUGAGAAUGCCAAGCUGGUGGCGGAAAGCACCAGUCUCAGGAACACGAUGGAGGACGUGAAGGACUUGAAAGUGAAAGUGGACAAGCUGAAGGGCCAGCUCAUCCCCACUGCGCCGAACGCUUCGAAUGCUUCUGCCACGGAUGAUGGUGACUUCGGAAUGGGAUGCUGUUGUCGAGUGGGGAGGUGCCACCGAGACGAAGAGGGUGUCGAUGGCACACGGGCGGUGGAGGUUCCAGCAGAUCGCUGCUGCAAGCAGCAGUUUCUGAGUGCGCAGCACUGUUCAUCCGGCUGGGAGAAUGCCUCGGCUUCGGACUGCACCAGCGCCGAGAUGGAGAUGCUGGAACGCUUCAACCGAACAGCCGUGGCCAGCGAGAACCACCAGCAGUCAGAAUGCCAGCAUGAAUUGCUGGCAGUCUGGGAUGGCAUCCAGAAAUGGACAGACAACCUGUCGCUUCACGGGCAUUGGAUCCACAGCAUCCACAGCCGGCAUCUCAGUGAGACCAUCCAGGCCCGUCUCUUUGUCACCGGUUUCCCCUUUGAGGACGGGGCAGUGGGUGCCAGACUCUUUGGCAUGGCUGCGGGCACCAAGCUGCUCAUGUCUGGGAUGAGCCCAGACUCAGACGCUUACAAGACAUGGAAGAGCAAAGAGCAUGCAGGCGAACUGAACCGAGAUACCGUCCUUGGAGGCAUCCUUCUGGAGCGGCUAAAUGGCAGCGAGUUUGGAAAGUGCGAUCUUGCCACCAUGCAGACCUUUUGGCAGACCGCUUCGACCAGCUUCCUGAACGUCAACAACACCAAGCCGCUCCUGAUUUUAAUCAACGAAACGCUGCGGAGCCUGCCGGACACCAUGUUCUGGAAGGACGAGGUCUCGGGCAUCUCGCGCAGUCCACCGCGUGGCAGUGUCCGGCUCGUGACUUUCCAGACUGGGUGCCUGGAGUUGGUGGAGAAGCUCUCCUCCCAGAUCGCUGAGCAGCUCACAAGAUUCCGAGCUGGCCGGCUUCGAUGGGAAGAGGAGGUCACCAGCCUCACCUGCCAGACUGCCGGUAGAGACCCGACAGAGGAACAGAGGUAUCUGCCCCCCUUUUGGCGAGCAGAGAAGCUGCGCGAGCAUGGCUACAGAACCAGGCGCCUCCGAGCCCUUGGCUACUCUGCAAAACGGAUGUGGGACGUUGGGUACAACGCCUCCGAGCUCCGAGAGGCAGGUUUCAUGCCCGUGGACUUGAAGGGCAUGUACGAUUGCAAGGAGCUUCGAGUGGCUGGAUACAGCCCCAAAGACCUCCUCCCUGCUGGAUUCUCCGUGCAGGACCUGCGGAUUGUGAACUACAGCGCCAGGGAGAUGAAGAGUGACGAGGUCUUGGCGAAGGACCUGAAGAGCGGAGGCUACGAGGCCGGUGAGCUCAAGGUUGGCGGCUACACCCUGGCGGAGAUGAUCCAAGCCGACUUCGAUGUUCAGGAGCUGAAACGCAUCGGCUACGCGGCCAGGGAUUUCAACUUGGCCGGAGCCAACUUUACCUUGGUGAGCAAAGCGUUCACCGGCAAGGAGCUGAAGAAUGCAGGCUACAGGUGCCUCGAGCUGCACACGCUCUCCACAGAACGGAAGAAGCAAGAGCUGAAGGGGAAUGCCCGUUUCCAGAAUAGUGAGGAAGACGUAAGAUGCGACUAUCUGGAGGUCCUGAACUGCACGCUUCAGGACCACCAGCAGGCGAACAACUCCGUCCAUUGCCUUCUUUCUCAUCUCCACAAGGACCCCAGGAACGUGGUGGGCCAAAAAUUUCCGGCAAGCUACUUGUGCAGCGAUCAGGGUAAAGCUCUCCACAAACACGGCAUCGCAGCUUCGAUGCUCCGGGAGGCUGGCUACAACGCGAGUGAGCUUCUCCUCGGCGGCUGCCAGGUAAAGGAUCUGAUGAACGCUUACACCUGCAGUGAGAUAGUGAAAGCAGAGGCAGCGGUGCAACUCGAGACCUUGAAGGAGCUAGGUUGCAACGCGACGGAGUUGCUCGCAGCAGGUGUAAGUCCAAAGGAGAUGAAGGAUGCCAAAUUCCAGGCUCGAGACUUGGUGGAAGCGAAGGCAGUCUACCGCAAAGACGUCCGGCCGUUGAAAGAUGCCGAUUUCGAUGCGAAGAGCUUACACCAAGCUGGAGUGCCCGCCAGAACUUUGAAGUCUGCCGGUUUCAAUGCGAUGACCUUGUUUGAUGCAGGCGUGCCGCCUGCGGAGUUGAAGGGUGCUGGUUUCGAUAUGACGGCCUUGCUCAAGUCCCUUUACAACGACAGAAAGUUCACCAAGCACGAUGCGCUCGCCAAGAACUUCGCAUGUGCCGAUGUGAAAUCGUACUACUACUGGGUUCCAUGUAACUGA